AUGGGCCGCUUCACACAAGGUCACUACGACGAUAUCUUCUUCAAUAAGAUCAAGCAGGCUUGUCUCCACGUUCUCGACCAGCUCAACGAAGCUAACGAGAUCAAUCAGGCUUUUGACCUCUGCCCCUCCAUUUCUCGCCGCAAUCGUGUUAUUCUCUCCUUCCUCCGCGAUGCCGACCAUGUUCGGACCAACGAUGCGGCUUCGGCCUCCACUUCGCCCCCGCUUCCGAAUCGACAUCCAACUGGCUCCAUGCGCGCCUCGCGCGAGCCCUCGCUUGGUACUGACAGCGUAGCGAGCCUAUCCGCCCAGCGUCGCAGACGCGCACGCGAGAUGCAGUAUGUUCGCGAUCCCAACGACUCGAACGAUGACUCGGAUUCACAGGCUACCAUCGGUCCAUCCUCCUUCAGCCGCACUCACCUCGACUCAGCUCCGGAGCGCACCCCUUCCAUGUCUCAGCCAGACUACACGUUCGAGCAGUUUGCACAGGACCUCGACCCCAACGACAAGCUCCUCAAGCGCAGCCUCGAAAUCAUAAUCAAGGAAACAGCCCGCCAGGCCCUAGCACGCAAGCGCGAUCCUACCUUCGACGCUGCCACAGCUUCUGCGUCGUCGUCGUCUCGUGACCCUGCUGCCUCGCUCCGAUCUGCCAUCGCCUCGUCCCAUGCGGACCGAACGCCCGCUCAUCCUCGUUCGCGAGACGAUGCCGCUUUUGCCCGCCGCAUGUCGCGUGUCCUUAACGCGGAUUCAGCAUCAACCUCUCGCGCCGCCAAUUUAUCCUCAGCCGAUCUCAACCAUGCUUACCGGCACCUUGGCACUCUUCGGCCGCCUCCUCGUUCUUCGGACACAUCUUCUCUCACCUAUCCUUCGGGCGACGCUACAUGGAUCAGCACCACAGUGCUUGAUUUCUCUACCGGCGUUCCGAUACGGGUCGCGACGCUGACCAAGACGUCUCGCUGA
Messenger RNA from Sporisorium graminicola, 957 nucleotides. RefSeq lists its product as uncharacterized. The coding region runs from base 1 to 957 and encodes 318 amino acids. NCBI's taxonomy places the organism in Eukaryota, Fungi, Basidiomycota, Ustilaginomycetes, Ustilaginales, Ustilaginaceae. The transcript is spliced from 2 exons. The record is from RefSeq and is a predicted model, not a curated record.